Messenger RNA from Mesorhabditis belari, 1263 nucleotides. NCBI's taxonomy places the organism in Eukaryota, Metazoa, Nematoda, Chromadorea, Rhabditida, Rhabditidae. The record is from the annotation of a GenBank genome assembly.
AUGUCCGAACCCCAAUCGAGUCUCCCUACACACACUGCCACCGGGCACACAACCACUAGCGACACUUCAAGCGAAGCAACGCCAGAGGUGACAUCCGAAGAACUAUUGCUGCGAUUGCAAACGGCACUCGGCGGUAAUAUCGAUGUACAACAGCUAUUGGCGCAAAUGAUCAACACCGGUCCACUUGGAAUGCCCCCAUUUACUUCAUUUGUGCAACCAAAGACUGAAACCGAUGAACACUUGUUAGCCGUUUUGCAGAAUCAAAUCGCGAACACAGCAGCUCAGCAACAAAUCUUAGCUUUAACAUCAGCAGUCCCUUUCAAUCCAUCCACGCCGAUCGAGACGUCCUUCACCGCGUCCACAUCAAAAUUAACUCACUCGGAAUCUCCAUCAACCUCAACUCGACCGGCUUCUCAACCGCAGAGAGCUCAAAAAAGGAAACUCUUCGAAUCGGUUCAGGGAUCAUCAACGGGUGGAAGUGGUGCGUCGAGCUCUUCGGGCACUCUUCGCGGUUCUUCCCUUGAGGGAAUGAGUCGUGAUGAGAGGAUUGAAAUCGAGGAUUUGGAACAGUUUGCGGCACUCUUCAAGAAACAAAGGAUCAAAUUUGGUUUCACUCAAGGUGAUGUCGGUCAAGCUUUGGGUAAAAGAUAUGGAACCGAUUUCUCACAAACAACAAUCAGUCGAUUUGAAGCGAUGAAUCUAUCAUUCAAGAACAUGUGUAAAUUGAGGCCAUUACUAAAAGAAUGGUUGACAGACGCGGAAAGAGCAAUUGCUAAUGGAGCUUCGGUAUCGGAGCUCAUCGAUCCAGUGCCAUCUCCAUCAUCAAAUCUUCCUCUUUCAUCUCUUCAGGCUAAUGAAAGGCAUACAGCUUCUAGAAUUGUUGAUUUAAUGGAAGAAGAUCCGCCGACUAAUCCAAUCCCUGGUGAUCACAGUCUAUUAGUGACGAAUGAUCCAAUCGAUGAAGAUCCGGAUUUGUAUGAAUGGACGAAUCACCUAUGGAAUGGACAGGAGAGACCCUCGAAUUCGGAAAGGGGAAACGAUUGGAGAACUUUUUGGAAUCAUAACUCGUGGAAUGGUACAGAUUUCAAUGCGGGUUUAAGAUGGAGAGGACGAGGAGGAGAAUGGGAAAUGAGAGGAUGCGGAGAGGGGAUGGACGAGUAUCGGGUACAAGAAUGGCCGACAACGGCUAGUGGAGCGAUUGGAUGGGAAAUGGUGGACACAACUGUUGAUCUUUUCGGGGAUUUAGCUGUUUUUGAUGAUGAU